AAGGCAGUAGUGGACAUUAUUUGUAAGAAAAUGCAAGACUUACCGAAGAUGCCGGCGAAUUCUUCGCCGCCAGUGGCGCGGUCCGGCGCGGGCGACAUUUCCGAACGUGAGCUGUCGCGCGAGAGGUACAAUCUGCAGACCACACCGCCUGCCCGCGUGCAACCUGCACAUCCGAAGAAGCAACUAUUUUCGGCACCAGUCACAGUUAGCAAGUUCACGGCCAAGGCGGGACCGCCCAGUCCCAACCUCGCGAGAAUCCGCAGCUGCCUCACCGAGUACGAGAACCAGACGCCAACAAGAGCAGUAAAGAUUGGCCCAAAGGCUGUCUCUAUGGAGGAUCUUACGCCUACAAAGAGGAUUCGACGAAAUGGGAACGACGAACUGGCAGUGGCAAGGUCGCCUGCGCUACGCAGUGUGGCUGAAGAGAGCGCGGCGGCGAAGGUUUGUCGGUUCAUGGUGAUCGCGGCUUGGAGGCGGCGGCGCGACGAGGUGCGCUGUCUUCGCAAGACUCUAGAAUUUCAGGUGUCGUGUUCGGAACGGCUUCGCAUACAAGUGGCAGCGUUGAAGUCUUUACUGGAAUCUGACAACAACAAAGUGCGUCUGGCCAUGCGCGAGCUCGAUCGUCUCAAGCAGCUGGUGAAGGACAAGGAACUGGAACGGACCGUGCUGGAACGAGAGAAAUUCGCCCUGGAGAACGACGUCUGCGCGGCGGAGGACCGGGCGUCGGAGAUGAGCGUCGGCUGGCGCAACUGCCGCAACGAGCUGGAGGGCGCGCGCGUCGCCGGCGCCGCCGCCGAGCGGGCGCUGGCGCUGCAGCAAAGCCUAGAACCUGGUGUCUGUCUAGAAUAUGAGGACAUAAGAAUGAGAAUGAUCAACCUACCUUAUAAUCAAUCGGGAACAAAGUAA
Messenger RNA from Hyposmocoma kahamanoa, 906 nucleotides. RefSeq lists its product as uncharacterized. The record is from RefSeq and is a predicted model, not a curated record. Lineage: Eukaryota; Metazoa; Arthropoda; Insecta; Lepidoptera; Cosmopterigidae. The transcript is spliced from 7 exons. Bases 31 to 906 code for a protein of 291 amino acids.